Molecule: messenger RNA, 1851 nt
Organism: Acaulospora colombiana
Lineage: Eukaryota; Fungi; Glomeromycota; Glomeromycetes; Diversisporales; Acaulosporaceae
Source: the annotation of a GenBank genome assembly
AUGUCAAACAUAUUAACCAUAGGUUUCAACUUCUGGCGUUCCACGAUACUCCUCUUUUUUAGGCUAAUCCUAACCUUAGUCGAAGUUUUAUUCAGCGGUGCAAUAAUAAAAAACAUAAGCUACCUAACAGAAUCGUUGGACUUUUCCACAUCCAUAAAUAACGUCCAAGAAGUCAACAUUCACCCACGCAAAUAUACCAACAUCAUCAGUGGCAAUGCUUCCAAUAGGUCACACAGCCUACCGCCGACGACAUCACGUCACGGCAAGAAGAAGAGGCGACAGCAACUACGCAACCCCACGACCAAUUCCGAUGCGGGUCCGAGUAACAAAAAACUUUCGGAAGAUCAAAAGCGUCGAUGGAUUGAAAAAUCGGCCGCAAAUUCCGAAGAGAGAUCCCUUGCCGAUAAUUCGUCCUCUGUGAGUUCAACUUCUCGAGACGAAAGGAAAAGAGACCAAUCAUCCGUGCCCAUGAGAAUUCGUCAAGCGACAAAGUAUCACCAAUCGUUUCCGCGCAUUGACGGCACUGCGAAUUCCGUGUCAAUAAUGAAAUCGAAACCUGUCAAGAUCACCAUACGUCACAUGCCUCCAGAGAUAAUGUUGUGCAUAUUUGAUCUCUUACCGCGCAAAGACAUUUACACCUGUCUUUUCGUUUGCAACCUGUGGAAGGCUUUGGUCACACCUAUCCUAUACAGGGCUCCUCAAAUCUACCAUCAAUUCUCCUCUUCCGUCGCAUCAACCGACUCUCAUUCGGCCCUGGAUCCUACGGUCGCAAAGAGCAACGCGAUGUCAUCCUCUGUUGCAAAAUCAAAAUUGGUGUUAAACACAAAGACGAAACUCCCUUUGAAUUUUCCCAUCGAGGAAUGCGGACCGCUCAUCAGGAUUCUUGAUUUAAGUGAAGUCGAAUUUGUCACCGAUACCACCGUGCAAACUAUCGCUCUCACAUGCCCCAAUUUACGUCGCAUCAACCUGAACAAAUGCAUCCACAUAUCUGACGCCGCAUUGGAUUCUCUUUCGGUUCAUCGUUGUGCGACAUCCUUGUUGUCUGUGAGCCUGAGCGGAUGCCGAAAGAUCACGGACGCCGGACUCAAGAUGCUUUCGAAAUCAUGUCAAGGAUUGACCUCUCUAAAUAUCGCCGAAUGCUGCAAGAUCACGGACCGGGGCGUUCAAAUGGUCGCCAAGGGAUGCCCGAGGCUGAGACAAGUUCGCCUCUCGGAUUGUCCGAGACUCACCGAUCAAUCGAUUGAAGCGCUGGUGAUCAAUUGCCCGCGUCUUUGUUGGUUGGAUGUUGCUCGAAUUGGUCGUAUCACGGAUUCGUCUGUACGACUGAUUGCCAGCACUUGCCAGGAAAACUUGGAGUGGUUGAACUUGGCACGCCCUUCCCCCUGGGAGAUAGCCUACUCUUCUGCAUUGUCGAAUCCCACGCUCCUUCCCGCACCCAUCCACGCAUAUCGUCACGGUGAUAACAAUGAAGUAUCGGAUGGUUCAAUUGCACUGUUGGCCCGACAAUGUCCGAAUCUUCAAUUACUCGAUCUUUCCUACUUAAACUCCAUAACGAAUAACGCCAUUGACGCCAUCUCAAAUCACAGUUUUUCGCUCGUCUGCCUUACCAUAAUCGGAUGUCGGCUGAUAACCUGUGAUUCGCUAAGAUUUUUGGCACAGUUGAGGAGGAAGUCGGGACGUCUGGGUUGCAUAACGAUGGGCGACGCAGCCGGAAUAACCGAGGAGGACAUCGAGAGCAUCACCAACGAGCCCGAGGGAUUGUUAAGCGGAUGGCAAAAAAGUUCGGUCGAUGAGAACAGUUUGAAGGAAAUCCUGGGCGGUGCUGGUUGGGAGGAUACGGGUGCUUGGUAA